Molecule: messenger RNA, 1491 nt
Organism: Amoebophrya sp. A120
Lineage: Eukaryota; Dinophyceae; Syndiniales; Amoebophryaceae
Source: the annotation of a GenBank genome assembly
GGCACGUGGUCGGGGCCAUCAUGUUCAGCGCUUCGCUUCCGUACGCGGCCUUCUCCAAAUCCCUCGGGCUGUUGGUCGGAUAUGCGGUGGAUAAGGCAACCGUCAUACGUGUACGGGCUCGGGCGGUGGAGUAUUUGAAGCGAUUCCAGAAGGACACGCUCACGACUGCCUGUGCCCAAGAUCCAAACGGGCCGGCCUGCAAAGACAGUGGCCGAGGUGGUCACAUUGGGCACACGGUUAGAAGAGUCGCAACAUGCGAUCUCUUCAAAAAAAGUCGGCUUGCACACGAAGAGGAGAACGGUGGAGGGAUUGUCACAGGAGGUGCUAGUGCCGCAAUUCAGCUCGGAACUUUUGGCGCAGCAUGCCUGGCAAGCGGUGCGCACCGCAAAGGCAAGGAAGAAGACGGAACGGCAGAAGUGCUCCGCUCGGUCUAACUACAUCGGGAAGCAAAUUGAGAAGGAAAACAAGCUGACGAUGGCGCACAACCCCGAUGCAAUGAGCAGCGCCUACGGCGUAGCCAAGCAGCACCAGGCGCGGGAAGUUUUUGCGGAGGCCGCCUGGAAGUGGAAGCAUGUCCUUUCCGAUGCGGAGAAGGCGCAAUACGAGCCGGACCGGAAGCGCCUCAAGGUGGAGAGCAGUAUUGAAAAUGCUGCCCAAGCGGCAGCAUCGAGGAAGCAUGCGCCCGCGCGGACCGGAAGUAGCCCGACCAGGCCGGGAGGGACCCUCGUUCCGGAUGGGGAAGGCGGCUUUAAGUGGCAAAAGAAUCCAGCUGCGGCGGCAGCAUCAAGUAGUACUUCCGCCUUCCACCCUGCCGGCCACAGUAGCAGGCCCACCACGACGGGCACUACCGCUGCGGCAGGAUUGCAAAACCACACCAGUAGUAGCUCGCGGCCGCACCUCCCGAUCCCGCUCGAGAAAAUACAAGAAUACUGGAAAGAGGGGCGCGCGGACAUUGAGCGCGCGAGAACUCUGGCCUGCCAAGCCCCCUCUUCUUGGGUGGGAAGCAGCGUGCACCGGGCCUACGGCGAGCAUCAGUUUCCUGCAGCUUCCCAGGCGGAGGUUUACGCGCGGUGCGUAUUGGCCGCAGAGGACCGUCGUUUGAACUUUAAUUUUACCCGAUUCGAAAAAUCCCACCUCUUAGGCAGUAAGCAGCUGCUCCAAAAUGAAAGCAGCAUACUGGUGGGCUUGCAGUUGUAUGAUCUGAAGCUCUAGAAAUUAACGACCUCGCAGCGGUCUCCAGCAAUCAAGCACCUCCAGAAAGUAACUAGCAAAUGAGAGGCAGCGACGGUCUGCCUGUAUGCAAAAAGCACUAUGAAAGAAAACGAAUUUGGCGUAGCUAAAACCCGAACGCAGUGAACUUCCUUUUUCUGAAUCCUUUUGAAAAAUACAAAAGCAGUAGCACGCAAACAGCAGAGCGCCACGUCGUCGGGUUGUUCGGGUGUUGAGCCUUUCGGUAUAGAGUAAUGGCAGGGCAACUGCCAGGGGAGCGGC